UCCAAGCGUACUGUAUAUGGAAUCUGGGUCAGCUGUAGCUGGUUAGUGCAUUUCUGCAUGUGACAGUAAGACACAGCAGCUUCAAACACACUACUAUCCCUUUUUCUGGAAUAGAAUACACUGGAACUUCAGUUAUGUUUCUUAGAUUUAGUUAGCUUGAUUUUUUUAUUCUAUUAAAUCUGCAGGAAGACGAUCAAUUCCUUAAUACAGUUUGGAUCUGACAGGACAAGAAAAAACGUUUUCACUAGAACUACAAAUUAACAAACAAAAACACUGGUAACACGAAGAAGAAAAAACAAGUUGACUUCUGGAUUUUUAAUCUACUGUAGAAGCCAAAAGCAGCAGCAAAAUUUGUUUUUGGAAUCACCUGCAGAUUAAGAGACCCCAGAGAAAAAGCUAAAGGGAAAUUCUUCUGAAAACCAUCACAUUCAUCUCAAAAUGAAGAUCUCUACAUGGACUUUGGGUGUGCUAUUAUUCCUACUACUGUCUACAGGACACUGCACAGAAAAGUCUAAACUCAGUAAAUUAUCGAAGAGGCACCCUCGUUCAACAGAUGGUGGAGAGGAAGGAAAAAAAUGUGGUUAUACUUUCUUGGUUCCUGAACAAAAAAUUACAGGGCCAAUUUGUGUAAACACCAAAGGACUAGGAGCAGAUAACAGAAAAGAUGAAAUCACAAGGAUGGACAUAGAGAAUCUGAAGGAAGUAUUGUCCAAGCAGAAACGCGAGAUUGAUAUCUUGCAGCUUGUGGUGGAUGUGGAUGGAAAUAUUGUGAAUGAGGUAAAACUGCUGAGAAAAGAAAGUCGCAACAUGAACUCCCGAGUCACUCAGCUCUACAUGCAGCUCUUGCAUGAGAUAAUCCGAAAGCGCGAUAAUUCACUUGAGCUUUCCCAACUGGAAAAUAAAAUCCUCAAUGUUACAACAGAAAUGUUGAAAAUGACAACACGAUACAGGGAGCUUGAAAUAAAAUAUGCAGCACUAACAGAUCUUGUAAAUAAUCAGUCUGUGAUUAUCUCUUUAUUGGAAGAGCAGUGCUUGCAGAUACUGUCACGACAGGACACCGACAGAUCUCCUCCUCUUGUUCAGGUGGUGCCACAGCACAUUCCUAACAGCCAGCACUAUACUCCCAGCCUUUUGGGAGGUAAUGAGAUACAGAGGGACCCAAGUUAUCCUAGAGACAGAGACAUAAGGCCACCACCUGAUCCAGCUACUUCUCCUACAAAAAGUCCUUUCAGGAUACCACCACUAACUUUAAUCAAUGAAGGUCCUUUCAAAGACUGUCAACAAGCCAAAGAAGCUGGGCAUUCCAACAGUGGGAUUUAUAUGAUCAAACCAGAAAACAGCAAUGAACCAGUACAGUUAUGGUGUGAGAACAGCCUGGACCCUGGAGGCUGGGCAGUUAUUCAGAAAAGGACAGAUGGAUCUGUCAAUUUCUUCAGGAAUUGGGACAGUUAUAAGAAAGGAUUUGGAAAUGUUGAUGGAGAGUACUGGCUGGGACUAGAAAAUAUUUACAUGCUUACCAAUCAGGACAAUUAUAGGCUAUUGAUUGAACUAGAAGACUGGAGUAAUAAGAAAGUCUAUGCAGAAUACAGCAGUUUUCGCCUGGAGCCUGAAAGUGAAUUCUAUAGGCUGCGUCUGGGAACUUACCAGGGAAAUGCAGGGGACUCCAUGAUAUGGCACAAUGGAAAACAAUUUACAACACUGGACAGAGAUAGAGAUACAUACACAGGAAAUUGUGCCCAUUUUCACAAAGGAGGCUGGUGGUACAAUGCUUGCGCACAUUCUAACCUUAAUGGAGUGUGGUACAGAGGAGGCCAUUACAGAAGCAAAUAUCAGGAUGGGAUUUUUUGGGCUGAGUACAGAGGAGGUUCAUAUUCCCUGAAAGCAGUUCAGAUGAUGAUCAGACCCAUUGACUGAAAAAACCCCUCCCCCAUACCUCACCAUCUCAAGUGAUCAAAUAUAAAACUUUUCAGUGCUUGAGCUCCAGGAAAAAAAAAAGUUACAUUUAAACUCUUAUUUUGCACAAUUUAGCUCUCCAAAGUGCUACAAGUGUUUUGGGUUUGUUUGUUUUUUUAAACUUUCUCACUGUGAUACAAUAUGUAUUAAAUAUACAGCUUCUAAUAAUUCACAAAACACACAAGAUGGUUAAACAUUUGCAAUAAAUAUUGAUCUUCAUUAAAGCCCUAUACAUUUUACAUUAAUUGCAGCCAUUAAAAUGAUUAAAAUAGUUCUUAGAUUACAGUACAAGUUUCUCCAGAUCAGUUCAACCUUUAAAUGUAAAAAUGUGAAACUAUUUGUCUUAUUUUAAUGUGAAAAUGAAUUCAUUUUCAGUUAUUUAAUAGUUUUUUAAAAACUGAUUAUAAGAUUACUUUCAAUGUAUAUUUGAUCUUACAUUGUUUUAACAUUUACAUACACAAUGAGUUUGCACCCUAAAAUGGUAGACAGAAAAUUGGAGAGAAACUCUAGUUUUGCCAGCAGAAAUAUAUUUUGUUGCAAAUAAACGAUAAAGUUAUUUCCACAUGAAGUUGUGAAUUCAACAUAAAAUAGUUGCUAAUAAUGUAGCCUGUUUCUUACAGGACAUGUGUAUUCUGCUUCCCAUCAAAGUGAUUAGGAGAAAUGUUUUCUUAGCACAAUAAAAACAAAAUACAAUUCUUAUAACACAAACACUCUUAUAAAUGCAUGAGUAAAUUCCACAGUGCUCAUGUCUUUUCUAUUUGUCUUUGUAUUGAACACAUGUGGCAUGCAGGCCAUGCUAUCUAUGGUAUGCAUGCUACUGAAUAGGAAAAUCAUUCUUGAUCACUUGAAAACUCGAAGAUAAUCAGCAAAAUAGGUAAAAACUUUAAAAAAUAUUUUACUAGAAUAUAUGAAAUACACAUUUUCUCAACCUUUUGCAAAUUGUAACCCAACUGGCAUUUUGAAAUAAUUGCAAUUAAUCUCAGCUUCCAAGAAGGCAUUAAAAUUCAAAUUUUUUUUCAUUUUUAUUAGUUCAUGACUUGAACAGAAUUUAUAACAUGUUGACACUACAUAGUAAAUUCAGAAAAUAUGAUGCAGUUAAAGAAAUUAAUGUUAAUUACUAUAUUAAUUUAUUUCUAAACUUCGUAUAAAUGCAGUCUGGGGACAUUUGUGCUUGCCUAGAUGAGGAAAGAUGUAGAUCAACUUCAAAAGCAAGAAAAGAGUGGUAUUUCUAAGGCAAAUUUGGGUUGACACUCUUGUGGCUCAGAUAUAAAUGGAUGGAAGGGACUUUUACUACUUCACUCAUACUUUCCAGGUACUGAUUAGGUACACAAGAAACCCAGCAUAGAGUAAAGAGUUUCUUGGUUUCAUAGACUCAAGUUGACUUUGCCAAGUAUUAACAAAGAACAGUCCCACCUAUAGCACUAUUUACUAGUUUGCUCAACAAAAUGAUUCAAAAUCCAAUUCUUAAGUUAAUCAGUCUCAAAUGUUAAUAGUCACAAAACUGCACCAUCCUGAAGUUGUGAGCUGAUGACUUUUUAAAAUGGUAACAUUUUACAAUAUAAAAUAUUCAGAAUCAUGUGAAUAUCUCAAAUCUAUCAUUUUGAACACUAUAAGAACAGAGUUUGUUUAGUUGGAGAAAUACCAUUUAAAGAUCAGAAAGCGUUUUCAGAGUAAACAAGCCUACACCACAACUUAGUAAGAGAUCUGUGAAAAUCCCAUCUCCAAACCUAUAAAAGAUUAUACUAGAGAGAAGUUCUGCCUCAGUACAGGCAGAGCAGCUUACUCUGUAAUACCUAGUAAGGAUGACAGUUGUAGACUAAAUUGCAUCCUUGCAUAUCUGCUGUAAAGACACAUUGUACCUCCACCUAACUGUCUAGCUGAAUGUCCUAAGGGACGAAGUAUAUCCUGGGGCAUUAAAAGGAACAAAAGUUCACAUUCUCAACCACUUAGACAAAAUCAUUCUAGGAUAGUUGCUAUGUAUAACACUAUUGUGGCUGGCACGCCAAUAGCUGGUUCUUUCAAUUAAAGCUAUAUUCGGACUCAAUCAAUCAAUACACUACAGGUCUGAAACACAAUCUUUGUAGAUCAGGGGUCAGCAACCUUUCAGAAGUGGUGUGCCGAGUCUUCAUUUAUUCACUUUAAUUUAAGGUUUUGCCUGCCAGUAAUACAUUUUAAUGUUUUUUAGAAGGUCUCUCUCUAUAAGUCUAUAUAUUAUAUAACUAAACUAUUGUCAUAUGUAAAGUAAACAAGGUUUUCAAAAGGUUUAAGAAGCUUCAUUUAAAAUUAAAUUAAAAUGCUGGUCGUA
Messenger RNA from Caretta caretta (loggerhead turtle), 4258 nucleotides. It is a transcript of the gene ANGPTL1, whose product is annotated as angiopoietin like 1. The record is from RefSeq and is a predicted model, not a curated record. Gene Ontology annotation, biological process: blood coagulation; positive regulation of heterotypic cell-cell adhesion; platelet aggregation. Gene Ontology annotation, molecular function: extracellular matrix structural constituent; protein-macromolecule adaptor activity. Gene Ontology annotation, cellular component: fibrinogen complex. NCBI's taxonomy places the organism in Eukaryota, Metazoa, Chordata, Testudines, Cheloniidae.